GAUGAGGCUGUUCUCGUUGGGAACGUUCUCCAUUUCCUCUGCUUCUUUUCCCCCACGCGCCCUCCUGCUCCACUUCUCUCAAUUUUCUACUGCUUAUUCUUCCACCAAUUACUCUUUCCAUUCCUCAUCUUCUUCGAGACGGCGCGACGAAGAGUCUCGGAACGUGAAGGUUUCAGUCUGGUGGGACUUCGAGAACUGCAAUGUACCCGUGGGCGCGAACGUCUUCAAAGCCGCACAUUUGAUUACUGCUGCUGUCAGGGCCAAUGGCAUCAAAGGUCCAGUUCAUAUUACUGCUUUUGGUGACAUUUUUCAGCUUUCUAGAGCGAACCAGGAGGCACUCUCAUCUACUGGGAUUAGCCUUACCCACAUUCCUCAAGGUGGGAAAAACAGUGCUGAUAGGUCUUUUCUUUUAGAUCUUAUGUAUUGGGUUUCUCAAAAUCCUCCACCAGCGCAUAUAUUUCUAAUCUCUGGUGACAGGGACUUUGCCAACACUUUACACCGCUUAAGAAUGAACAAUUACAAUGUGUUGCUAGCAAGCCCUGCAAGUGCUCCCAGUGUUUUAUGUAGUGCUGCAAGCAUCAUGUGGCAUUGGAAUACUUUGAUUCGAGGGGAAAAUCUAGUCGGGAAGCAUUUGAAUCAACCACCCGAUGGUCCUUAUGGUUCUUGGUAUGGCCAUUACAAUGUUCCUCUCGAAGAUCCAUUUCGAAUUAACGAGCAACCGUCUUCUUCACGAGUUGACGAGGUUUCUGAGCCCAGUUCAGAUCCAAAUGCGCACCCCAUUUCAAAGACAGUCAUUAAGCAAAUACGUUGCAUUAUGAAAUUGUAUCCCAAAGGAAUCCCCAUUACAAAACUCCGCUCAGAAUUGAGAAUGAGUAAUAUAUCUAUCAAAAAGUUUGCGCAGUUUCUUUUGUCGGUGCCGCACAUAAAGCUUCGAACAAAUAGUGAUGGCCAAUGUAUUGUGCGUCUUGCGACUCCAAGGGCCAUAGAGCCAUUCGAGUCGAGUAGAGGUAUAUCUGGUAAUGACACUGAAGAUCAGCAGCCUAAUGUGAUAGCAAAGUUAAACAAUAAUGGUUCCUCCAUAGAAGGAACGAGUGUUCCUGAACAAAAUGCCGAAGACAGACCAAUGAAGGUGGAACAGUCUUCUGAAUUGGGAAUGUCUAUUGGUGAAGCUAUGGAAGCUAAACCAUCAAUAGUUGUAGAAGAUUCGAAGCAGACUAGUAGAGUUGAAGGUGACAGUAAUAUGCCCUCUUCAAUUGCACAACAUUCUGAGGGCGAGUCAGGAUUUUUCCGAAGAAUAUGGAAAAGGUUUUUAGGCAGUUAUGAACACAAUUCUUCUGAGAAUGGAAGUCAUUAUAUUUCUGGAAAAUGUUCUACAUCGGAUGAUGCUCCUAAGCCGAAAACUGAAGGAAAAAGUGUGAAGCCAAUGACUCAAGAUGUGAGUUUAGCUGAUCGCGAGUUGCUUCAGAAAACAGCUAUAGUUUCUAGUUUAUAUGACAAUAAAUCUAGUUCUAAUCCAGGAUUACUUGGUAGCAUUAGAAAAUUGUUCAAUUUUUGGAGAAAUGACACGAACAAUGGCAAAGUCAGUGAGGAAUGCUAUGAACAGAACCCGUUAAGGACUCAUUCUGGCAAACAUUUACUUCUUUCCAGAAAUUCUUUUUGGCAGGAGAUGCAAUCCUUUAUGGAAACACCUAACGGAGUUGAGCUCGUUUCUCGGUCGAAAACCAGGUUGGAGAUGGCUCAAAAUCUCCUUGAGGAAGGACCUUCAGCUCUUAAAUCUCUGAGCAAUAAUGAUCUCCUCGACUUUUUGGAACUCUUAAUAUCAGAUAAGAAAUGGGUCGAGGAAUGCCCCUCUGAAACAAGUCCUUUUAAGCUCACUCUUCCGACUGCUGGUAAAAGCUCUUGCACGAAACCCGUGCACCAUUCGAACGGGCUGACAUCAAUCUUUCUUAACAAAGGGUCAAAGCGCACCUUGCAUGGACCACAAGAACAUGAUUCAGAUUCAGAUUCAGAUAAGAAAAAUGAAAACAUUCCCCAAGUUGGAGUUUCUACAAGUAUGACCGAAACCAAGCUUCUGGAGAGGACAAGAACUGAGAUAUUAGGCGAUUGUCAAAAGCUAGUGGACGAGAUCUUGAGCGAGCACCCAAAAGGAUACAAUAUGGGGGGCUUUAAAAGACUGUUUGUCGAGAAGUACGGGUAUCAUCUUGAUUUUCAGAAGCUUGGUUACCAAAAGUUGGCAUCCUUGCUACAGAUAAUUCCUGGAGUGACAAUAGCAUCCACCAAUAUAGUUCCCACCAGUAAGGCCCCAAACGUUUCAAACCUGGAAACUGUUCUUCCCAGUGAUCCGGAAAAGAAGUCGUCCCAUGCUGCAGCAAACUCUGAUAAUGAAUCAUCUAACCCGCAUAGAAAGGAUGAUGAUUUUGAGUCGACGUGGGAAGAAUUAGGUCCAGCCUGCACAAGUUGCAGCAGAAAUGAAGAAGAAUCGACGAGUAGUGAAGCGGUGGAAGCAACCAAGAAGCGACCAAAUUUUGAUUACAAACCUGUCGUUUCAGAGGAUGAAUUAACAGAAUCUGAUGGAGAGUCUUGUCCUACUACUACAUGGAGAUCAACAAACGAGGAAGAAAGCUCAUUGUUACAAAUCCUUGAUUCUUGGUAUAGCAGCAAGGAAGAAAAUAGAAGGAAAGACGAGUUGGAAAAUGCUAACGAGACGAUCGAUUGUUCGGAAAGUAGUUUGAAGCUUUUCUAGUUUAUCUGCCAAAAGUGAAAGAAGUGCAGAAAGCUUUGGUAAAAAGCAAAGACACCAAAAGACCUAUUCUUUUGUCUCAGACACGGAUGAAAAUGACAAGGAAAAGCUGAUUGAUGGAAUUUUAGGUAGUUUAAAGAAACCGAGCCAGUCGCGAAUGCAUAACUGAAUUGGUUCAGGUAGAGAAGAUAUGAGAUACAUUGAUUCAUUGAAUUUUUUGAAUGCUUGAAAGCUAACUUUAGAUGCCUUAGAUUUGAAGCUUACUUUAGUUAUAGGGACCUUUUUUUCUUUUUUCUUUUUGCAGAUGUAUGUUAAUAUAAAUUUUGAUGUGUUGAUUUUUUGCUGUCUUUCAAA
This is a messenger RNA of Momordica charantia (bitter melon), 3094 nucleotides long. RefSeq lists its product as uncharacterized. Gene Ontology annotation, cellular component: peroxisome. Gene Ontology annotation, molecular function: RNA nuclease activity. The record is from RefSeq and is a predicted model, not a curated record. NCBI's taxonomy places the organism in Eukaryota, Viridiplantae, Streptophyta, Magnoliopsida, Cucurbitales, Cucurbitaceae. Gene Ontology annotation, biological process: regulation of gene expression.